This is a messenger RNA of Alosa alosa (allis shad), 2753 nucleotides long. It is a transcript of the gene prepl, whose product is annotated as prolyl endopeptidase like. The record is from RefSeq and is a predicted model, not a curated record. Gene Ontology annotation, cellular component: cytoskeleton; Golgi apparatus. NCBI's taxonomy places the organism in Eukaryota, Metazoa, Chordata, Actinopteri, Clupeiformes, Clupeidae. Gene Ontology annotation, biological process: proteolysis. Gene Ontology annotation, molecular function: serine-type endopeptidase activity.
GCAAGUGAAGGGCUGUCAUGUAAACACUGGUAAAUGUGUGCUCGCGGAUGCCCGGAUUUUCAUUCUUAAAUUAGACGAUCUUGUGGACGAUAAAGCAACAUCACGACUUCUACUUAGAAGCGUUGUGAUACUGUCCGAGGAGCUAUUCCGUUACACCUGCGAUGAAUAAAUGCACUCGAUCACUCGCUCUCUUCUACGUGCCUUCACUGGAAGUGCAUGCUGGUCCCCUGUCAAGCCAACCACAGUAACGUUAGCAGCAGCUAGGUGUUACCCCUCGUGCCACCAUGGCGUGCAGUUCUUCAAAUGUCCACGGCAGGAGCAGAGGUAUAGAAACCUUGUCCAGCGGUACAGAAGGAAACUGAGAGGUGCCUACAACAAGUACUCCGACAUCCCGGACAACACUGUGGUAAUCGGAGAUAGAAUGUGUAUCCAGGGGCGGUCCCAUGCCUAUAUUGAGGAUGGAGGCACCAUCUACAGAUGUUUGCAUGGACGACCAGGUGUAUCUGAGCCAGAGAAGGUUCUCAGCAUUGCCUGGCUCAGAGGAGGCGAGGAGGAGGAAGAUGAGGAAGAGGGGACCUUGCAAAGGGUACGUCUGUCCCCAGGUGAGCACCUGCUGGCUGCCACAGUCAAGACCCCACACCAGGAGGAAUCCAGAUGCAUUGUGGUCCGGCUGGUCGACGUGACGUUACCCCACCAGCCACUGCUCAUUCUGGAUAAUGUGUUCAGCUUUGAAUGGGCUUCGGAUAACACACUCUUCUUCAGUAAACAGGAGGGUCUAAAGUGUCAGACUGUGUAUCGCCUGGACCUAACUGAGGAAGGAGUUAGAAACACCCUUGUGUAUGAGGAACAUGACCCUGAGUUCUUUGUGGAGGUGGGGCGUUCAAGUGAUGGACAGCUGCUGACGCUCAACUGCACCAGUAAGAGCAGCUCAGAGGUGAGAAUCCUCUUAAGCUCCGCCCCAGACCACGCCCCCGCCCUGGUGCAACCACGGCAACCAGGGCUGGUCUACUACGUGGAGCACGCCAGAGGGGAGCUCUACAUCCUGGCCAACACAGGACCCGGCCAGGAGUAUCAGCUGCUCAGGACCCCUCCGUGCUCCCCGUCCAUGCGGAGCUGGGUGCCGGUGUUUACGCCCGCCACAGGGUGGGCAGUCAGAGACAUGGAGCUGCUACAGGACCACUGCCUGUUUACACUCAGGCACCCCAGUGGACGCCUCCACCUGGAGACAGUGUCUCUAGAGGACCCCAACUGUUUGUUAUCCCUGGAGCUCCCAUCGUGGGCGUGUGCGUUUGAGAGUCGGAGAUCUUCAUUGGCCGGCCAGCGGAGUGUCCGAUUCCUUCUGUCGUCCCCGGUGAUCCCCCCCUCGGCGCACGCCUACUCGCCCUCCUCCCACCUGCUCCUCACAGAGCACGACCAGGACCUGCCACAGCAAGACUGCCACACCACACGCCUGCAGGCCCCCAGUCAGGAUGGCACCAUGGUGCCCAUAACCCUCCUGCACCGGCCGCCUCUGGCUGACCUGCGGGCAGUGCCCAUGCUUGUGCACGUGUACGGAGCCUAUGGCCUGGAACUCAACAUGGCUUUCAGUCCAGACAAGAGGCUACUGCUGGAGCGUGGGUGGGCCUUGGCCUACUGCCACGUCAGGUACUGGACUACAAUUCCCAGGGUCAAUGCUCUGACCAGGAAAGACUGGAAUAGAAUGUUGAACUACGGGGAUCUUUUAAUGUUCUUUAGACUCAAGAAGGCAGAAAGACCCCCUCCUUCCCUCUUGUUGUGGUCCUGUCCUCCCAUUGUGUACUGCACUACAUCUCCCAGCAGCCACUUGGGCAGUGUUCAUAUGGUACGUUCCAUUAGACUUGUAAAUCCGUCGCCCAAGUUGGAAAGUGUAAAUUACCCAGCUUUCUUGCGGCAUUUUGCGGCCCACUUUACCUCGGAGUACUUGAGGGUACCCCGAGGUGGACGUACGACCUUAAGACAAACAUGGCUGGGUGAUCAGCUGAUGACCUGUUGUGUCCAGAGGCUCCAUCACCUGUGUGUCCAUGCCGGGUCAUUUGAUCAUAAGAGUUGGAGCAGUCCCGUGGGGCGCUUGCUCAACCAGCAGCCUCAGCUAGUCAGGGCCGUCACUGUGCAGGCACCUUUUCUGGACGUCCUGGGCACCAUGCAGGACCCCUCUCUGCCCUUGACCGUGGAGGAGAGAGGAGAGUGGGGGGACCCCCUGAGCAGCCCUCAGCACAGGGACAACAUCGCCACCUACUGCCCGUGCUGUAACAUCACGCCACAGCGCUACCCCUCUAUGCUGAUCACAGCCUACAGAGAGGACUGUCGAGUGCCUGUGUCGGGUGUGGAGAAAUACGUGGCGAGACUGCGGGCCGCUGUCGACACACACUCCAGUGUGAAACCUGAACCUGACACCCACAUCAUUCUGGACCUGCAGCCUGGAGGGGACCAUUUUGGGCCGGAGGACUUUGAGCUGUCCUUGUGUGAGACUGCAAGACAGAUCGCCUUCCUGCACGUGGAGCUGGGCCUGGACCAGACCGCUGGACACGAGGAACACCAAGGCUGAAGAAAGCGGCUGCAAUCUCCAGGGGUUCUCCAGUCCUCAUGGCUGAUUGUCUGAGUAGGGUUGUGUGUUUCUAAAUGUACAUGUAAAGCUCUGAGACAAGCCGGAUAUGUAGAUUCAAUACAUUCAUUCAUUCAUUCAUUCAUUCUUUUUUAUUUUUAUUCAUUUAAAAAAUGGGAGUGACAAACAAAAA